Rubroshorea leprosula is the source of this 2340-nucleotide messenger RNA. The record is from the annotation of a GenBank genome assembly. NCBI's taxonomy places the organism in Eukaryota, Viridiplantae, Streptophyta, Magnoliopsida, Malvales, Dipterocarpaceae.
GCCCAUAGCCUUCUACCCUCAAUGUGUCAAACUUUGUUUCCCUGCGACUUCAAUUUGACACAAGCAAUGACCACAUUGUGGAAAGAUAACGAUUCAUUGACUGAAUAUUUAAGAAAAUUCAAGGCUAUUUGUGAUGAACUUGCUGCUAUGGGGAAACUAGUACCAGACAAAACCAAAGCCUUUUGGGUGUUACAAGGACUUGGCCAAGGCUAUGAGAACUUUGUGACAACCAUGUUGAAACCUUCGAUUCCACCAUAUCGAGAAGUUGUAUCACUUCUCAAAAGUCAUGAGACUCGAAACCAAAUCCAUGGGUUUGAAACUUAUAAUCAUCCUCAAAUGGCUUUUUAUGGUCAAAGGACCAAUGGAAACCAAAACAAGAGGAAAGGAAAUGGCUUCAACAAAUUCAACUCAAAUGGAACUAACAGCACUUAUAAUAGUGCUAGUGCAAACUACUUUUAUCAUGCAGGUAAUAGGAAUGUCGGAUCUAACUUUACAAGGAAUCAGCCUAACAACCUCAGCAAACAGAAGGUUGAAGCUCAAAAUCCCAUCAUGGAUAAUGUAGUCAAAUGCCAAAUUUGUGGAAAGCUCAAUCAUAUUGCUCUGAAGUGCUUCAACAGAUUUAAUCACUCAUAUCAAGAAGAUGACAUUCCAAACGCAUUGGCAGCCACCACCAUUGAUGACAAUCAAGAGCUUGAAUGGCAUCCAGACACAGGUGCAUCUGUCCAUAUGACAGGAAAUUCUAGUAAGCCAAAUAACUUAAAACCUUAUCAUGGCCAAGAUGCUGUUAUGGUUGGCAUUCCAAUAGAACCCAAGUCAGUUCGAUUAGCACUUAAACAUCAAGGAUGGACCAUUGCAAUGCAUGAAGAAUUAGAAGCACUUGCAAAAAAUGAUACUUGGGACCUCGUGCCUCGUACGAAAGAUAUGAAUGUGAUUGGAUAUAAAUGGGUGUUCAAAACAAAAUUACAUGCUAAUGGGAGUCUAAAGCUCCUCAAGGCGUGUCUUGUUGCCAAAGGAUUCCAUCAAAUAGCCGGUGUUGAUUUCUCUGAAACAUUUUCCCCUGUGGUGACAGCUGGGACCAUUCGUACUAUAUUAGCAAUUGCAACAACCAAACAAUGGCAAAUCCGACAACUGGACGUGAAGAACACUUUUCUACAUGGAUAUCUCAAUGAGCCAGUAUAUAUGGAGCAGCAGCCUGGGUUCUUGGAUCCCAAAUGCCCAACUCAUCUUGGUCAAGAAUUUGCUAUUAAAGAUCUUGGUCGUCUCAAUUUCUUUCUUAGCAUAGAAGUUCAUUACACAAGCCUUAGUUUGAUUCUAUCUCAAUCCAACUAUGCACUAGACAUUCUAGUUAGAGCACCAAUGGAGGGUUGCAACUCGAUCUCCACUCCUAUGGCACUUAAAGCACGUUCCUCACAUUCUAGCAAUGAUGCAUUUCAUGAUCCAACUCAUUAUAGGAGUAUUGUUGGGACACUUCAAUACCUCACAUUUACUCGACCAGAUCUCUCAUUUGUAGUCAAUUAUGUUUGCCAGUUCAUGAAUUCUCCUACAAUUGGAAAUUACCAAACCGUCAAGCGAAAAUUAAGCAACUGUAUUUCAUGGUGUGCAAUGAAACAACCUACAGUGGCUCAUUCAAGUGCCGAAGCAGAGUAUCGAUCUAUGGCUUCAACAACUGCUGAAAUCACUUGGCUUGCAAACCUUCUUCAUGACAUUGGAAUGGCUCUUAACAAUGCCCCUAUUCUUCUUUAUGACAACUUGAGUGCAAUAUAUAUGACAAUCAAUCCAGUUUUUCAUAGUCGCACCAAGCACGUUGAAAUUGAUUAUCAUUUUGUUAGAGAGAAAGUUGCUCUUGGUCACCUCAUUACUCAGUUUGGCAAUUCUACCUCACAGUUAGCUAACAUCUUUAUAAAGCCAUUGACUAGAGACAGCUUUCACCGACUACGCAACAAAUUGGGUCUUGCGUCUCUGCCACUGCCCAAUUUGAGGGGGAGUAAUAAAGUCUCAACUUAUAAUUCACAUGGGAAUGCCUUGACUCAUGAGGAUCAUUGUGUAGAACCUUUUGAAGGAAACAAAUCAAAUGGCAAUAAUGCUUUGGAGGAAAAUCAGCAAUCAAAGAUAUUAUAAAAUGCAAUCGUUGGAGAUAUAGCCGUUGCAAAUUUAUAUUGUAAUCAUACCUUAAAUCAUGCUAUUUACUGUAUAAUGUAACUAUAAAUGGAAGAAACUCUCUCUCUUCUCACCUUGAGAGAGAAACUUUGAUUUCAAAUCUUUCUUAGGAGCUUGCGUGGUUGUUGAAAAUAAUCCAUACACGGUAUUGCAUCGAUCCUUUAAUAAUCUGCUUAAUUCCAA